CGGCGCUGCGCGAAUGGCGGAAGCGGCUAGCUCAUCCGCUGGGGCCUCGGAGCCAGAGACCCAGCAGGACCAGCACCGCGAGGAGAACCUGGGGACGCUGCGGAUGCACUCGGGCGGCUUCGGCUGGAAGUCGAAGAAGACUGGCCACGUCAUCGCCAUCUCAAAGUCGGACCUGCGCGGCGCCGAGUGGGCAAAGGCGCCGCCGUACGCGUGCAUGCUCAAGCUGCGCGCCAAGGGCGGCUUCUCGCACACGUUCGUGGGGCUGCGCUCGCAGGACAGGGGCGUGGUCGGCGACUACUGCGCCCGCGUCUUCGAGCUCGACCUCAAGGACGUCGCCUUCUCGUGGAAGGGGUGGAACUGGGGCGAGGCGCUGGUCGAGGGCACCUCGCUCGCGUUCCGCGUCGAGGACAAGGCGGCGCUCGAGAUCCCGCUGGCGGCGGUGUCGCAGGCGAUCGCCUCGAACCGCAAGGAGGCGAUCAUCGAGCUCGCCGACGACGACACCGCCGCGCCCGAGGACGAGAUGGUCGUCGGGAUCCGCUUCCACGUGCCGGCGGCCGCGCGCGACGACGAGGCGGACGAGGAGGAGCUGGCGCCGGCAGAGACCCUCGUCGCGCAGAUCAAGGAGUCUGGCGACCUGGAGGCGUCGGGCACCUCGCUCGCCACCUUCGAGGACGUCGGCCUCACCGUCCCGCGCGGCCGAUACGACAUCGAGAUGUUCGACAAGUUCCUCAAGCUGCACGGCAAGACGUACGACUACAAGGUGCUCUACACCAACGUCGCGUCGGUGUACGUCCUCCCGAAGCAGGACAACUACACGAUGGCCUUCGUGGUCUCGCUCGAGCACCCGCUCCGCCAGGGCGCCACCAUGUACCCGCACAUCGUGAUGCAGCUGCCGCGCGACGCGACCGUCGACCUCGAGAUCGCCCUCGAUUCCGCCGAGCUCAAGCGCCGGUUCGACGACAAGCUCGAGCGGUCCGAGAGCGGGGAGCUCGUCGACCUGCUGCCAAAGGUGAUGUGCGCCUUCACCAAGAAGAAGGUGGUGCGGCCAAAGGCCAACGACGGCUUCCUGUACCCGCUCGACAAGUGCUUCUUCUUCGUCGCGAACAAGCCGCUGCACAUCGACUUCGAGCGCAUCGGCUCGCUCGAGUUCAACCGCGCAUUCAUGCUCUGGAUGAACGCCUCCCGCGCGAGCAUCAAGGAGGAGCACCCGGACGCAAAGGUGACCGACAUCGGCCGCAUCGCCGGCGCAAAGUGGAAGGAGAUGGACGCCGAGGCAAAGGCGCCGUGGGACGCCAAGGCCAAGGCGGACAAGGAGCGGUACGAGGCCGAGAUGAAGGCGUACAAGGCCAAGCAGCGAGCCAGCCUGGCCGCGGACGACUCGGACUCGUCCGAGGCGGCGGCGCCGGCCAAGCCGGCCGCUGGCUCGGACUCGGACAGCGACUAG
Emiliania huxleyi CCMP1516 is the source of this 1444-nucleotide messenger RNA. RefSeq lists its product as hypothetical. Gene Ontology annotation, cellular component: FACT complex; nucleus. The coding region runs from base 14 to 1444 and encodes 476 amino acids. The record is from RefSeq and is a predicted model, not a curated record. NCBI's taxonomy places the organism in Eukaryota, Haptophyta, Isochrysidales, Noelaerhabdaceae. Gene Ontology annotation, molecular function: nucleosome binding; histone binding; DNA binding. The transcript is spliced from 4 exons.